This is a messenger RNA of Endocarpon pusillum Z07020, 1329 nucleotides long. RefSeq lists its product as uncharacterized. The transcript is spliced from 5 exons. Gene Ontology annotation, molecular function: glycosyltransferase activity. The record is from RefSeq and is a predicted model, not a curated record. The coding region runs from base 1 to 1329 and encodes 442 amino acids. Gene Ontology annotation, cellular component: Golgi membrane. Lineage: Eukaryota; Fungi; Ascomycota; Eurotiomycetes; Verrucariales; Verrucariaceae. Gene Ontology annotation, biological process: protein N-linked glycosylation.
AUGUCCCUAUCUAGAUCGCCUUCUCCUCAACAGGGCGGGGGAUGGUCUACCCCUGGGCUGACGGAUGCCUCAGACUAUGACACACCACGGCGGAGAGACUAUGGCGAUUUGAAUGGGUCCGCGUUAAAUGACACUGCCUGGGCAGCUGCCAAAGCUAAGAGUCAACGAACAAAAGAGGAAGAUAUCAGCAACGCUGCCAAGAUUCAACAGCUUCACUUCAGAUCAGAAAGAUUGGAAUGCAGAGAAACUGGGAAGGGGUCGGUGGAGACCUGUUGGUUAUGGGAAAUGGUCAAGGGUCAGAACAUUGCCCUGACAACUGUUCUGUGGUCCAAAAGCAAUAUGACGUCCCGUUAUAGACGAGCAGCACAUUUUGGCGGCGGGUCAAAGUUUGUCAUGAUCCUAGCAGCAAACCAAGGAGGUGGCGUUAUGGAGUGGAAAGGACCCCGAGAGUGGGCUAUCGAAAGAGACAGCGUCAGAAAUAAGAAACAAUAUGCCGCCAAAUGGGGCUAUGAGCUAGAGAUUGUGGAUAUGAGCACCAAGAAACGCUAUGCGCACGAGUGGAGGGAGAGCUGGGAGAAAGUAGACACGAUCCGCAACUGUCUGCGGAAGUAUCCUGAUGCUGAGUGGUUUUGGUGGCUUGAUCUGAACACUUUCAUUAUGGAGCCCUCCUAUUCCUUGCAAACACACAUCUUUAAUAACCUCGCAGACAACACCUAUCGUGACAUUAAUGUCUACAAUCCUCUAAAGAUCACACACCCUCCUGUGGGUGAUUUUCUGGACCCUGAAACUCUUUCUCCAGUGGGAGACAACAAGUCAGAGAGUAUUAACCUCGUCGUACCCCAGGAUUGUUCUGGCUUCACCCUGGGCACAUUCUUCAUACGCCGCUCCCAGUGGACCGAUCGUCUAUUGGAUAUUUGGUGGGACCCUGUCUGCUACGAGCAGAAGCAUAUGGAAUGGGAGCACAAGGAGCAAGACGCUCUGGAGCAUCUUUACACAAAUCAACCGUGGAUCAGACCUCAUACAGCAUUUAUCUCACAAAGGAAAGUCAACUCUUAUCCACCUGGUGCUUGUGGAGGUGAUGAUGGUAAUCUCGACAGGAGAUUCCACUACCACGAGGAAGAUCGUGAUUUCAUGGUAAAUAUGGCCGGAUGCGAAUGGGGAAGAGAUUGCUGGGCCGAGAUAUACAACUUUCGCGAACUGAGCAACAAGCUGAACAGGAGCCGGUGGGAAAAGUUUAAGGACAGCAUCUCAGAUCGAUGGAAGAAGUUUAAGGAGUCUUUGAUCAAAAAGGCUGAUGCACCGAAAGAAGACGCAGAGAAGCAUGGUUGA